AUGAGCAACAAACGGUUUACCGUUAAUCCGUUUGCUGACUUGACGCUGACGGCGGAAGACCGCGCCAAGCUCGUGGAUAUCAGCGAAGCACUCGUCCAAGCCAAGCUCGAAGAAUAUGAGGAGUACCUGAACAACGAGAAGCGCGUUGACCUGGACCGCUGGAAGAAGUUCGCGAAUUCAGGCGCAACGACGUCGUACCUCGAGCGGAAGAAGUCGAACCCGGAGUCCAAGUUACCUGAGCUGCUUAUGGUUGGUCCGCUUCCGGGAACUUUGGAUGAGAACAUGUUUGGCUUGGUGAACCCAACUCUCGAGUCGAUGCGGAUCAAGGCGUCGUAUCUCAACGAUUUUAGUGCUGGAGCGGUGCUGGACACGAUCGUGUGGCCUACGGAGGAUGAGCCUUUUCGGUCUGUGGUGGUGAAGUGGAUGGAGAUCGACAUUCCUGGGGCCUCUAUCGGAAUCGUGCGCAACCGUGACUACGUUUUUCUCGAGAGCUCUGGCAUUUUGAGCAUGAAGAACGGCGAGCGAGUGGGCUACCACCUUUUCCACUCCGUCAAUUUCCCGCAGACGCACAAGCUUCCGAGCCGGAUCCGCGGCAACAUGUCACUCUGCGCUAUCUUCCACCAAGAGGGGCCUGACAAGACGGACUGCCGAGGCACGGGCAUCAUGGAUCCGGGAGGUGAGUUGAUCCGUAUUCUGGGCGUGAUGGGGAUGGUGCAAGCAACGUUGGCAAGUGUGAAGUACUCGUACUGCGGUCAGAUGAAGAAGUUGGCGUGGUUGCUGGAGCAGAGACACGCUGAGCUAAGGGAGCAGGGUGGGCCCGUUGUGAAGCCCGAGUGCGUGACGUGCUCGAAACAGAUCAAGAGCUCAAAGUUGAAGAGCUCGAAAAGCACGUGCAAGGUGUGCUUCAGCGCAGUGUGCAGCUCCUGCAGGGUCUCCAAGAGGUUGAGUUUUAUUACGCCGGAUCUGGAGCUUUCUCAACGAAAAGUGACGUUCUGUGUGAAGUGCCUGCUCGAAGCAGCCAAGAUGGACACGCUGGAAGCUGCUCGCCAGCAAUUUGUCUACAACACCCAGCCACGUAACUACAGCUCUUCCGGGUCAAGUGCUUAUUCUGACAGCACGGUCAGUUCUAUUUGGCCACCAAGCUAG
Messenger RNA from Phytophthora sojae, 1146 nucleotides. RefSeq lists its product as hypothetical. The transcript has a single exon. Lineage: Eukaryota; Oomycota; Peronosporomycetes; Peronosporales; Peronosporaceae. The coding region runs from base 1 to 1146 and encodes 381 amino acids. The record is from RefSeq and is a predicted model, not a curated record.